Molecule: messenger RNA, 4803 nt
Organism: Procambarus clarkii (red swamp crayfish)
Lineage: Eukaryota; Metazoa; Arthropoda; Malacostraca; Decapoda; Cambaridae
Product: probable palmitoyltransferase ZDHHC24
Molecular function (GO): palmitoyltransferase activity
Source: RefSeq, a predicted model, not a curated record
UCAGUAAUUCGGAGCUGGCAACCCUGCUGGAGGCUGUCAGCAGAGCAGCAGCAGCAGGAGGAGGGAGGCAGGAGGCUGGUCGGAGUGGAUUAAAUAUUGAUAGAGGUGUGUUAAGGCCACUCAAACCCGUAACAUCGACCCGUGACCACUCCCUGAGGGCCGCCAGCCGCUGUCACCCAGUACAUGAGGUGAGGAGACCCCUGGCUUGUGAGUGACGGCUGGGGGCUUUACCUGAAUUUACCUGUGGACCACUGACUCGAGUGGCCUCGACGAGGACUGCAAGCCAGCGGCUUGUUCAAGGAUACCAUGGUGUAUAACAUAAGAAUACGGAAAAGGCUAGUGCCUCGUACUUUUACGGACUUUAGUGCCAUGAUGUUCAUGUCAUUUGCCAUUCCAGCUGUAUAUUGGUUUGAGAUCUAUGUUGUGGCUCCCACCGUGUAUAACAGAGUUCUCAAUUUUCUCCAUACUAUUCUUGGAACGUAUUUCGUCAUUAACAUUAUUGGUAAUUUUAUGGCAAUUAUUGCUGUUGACACAUCGACACAAGGUUUACUACUGCCGUCACAGGUGCCUCCCGGGUGGCACGUGUGCGCUACAUGCGAAAGCACGGCACCACCCCGCUCCCGCCACUGCAUCACCUGUAACGUUUGUGUCUUGAAGAAGGAGCAUCACUGUGUCUUUGCUGGUUGUUGUGUGGGGCUCCGAAACCACAGAUAUUUUUAUAUAUUCCUCUUCCUUAUGUGGGUAUCAACACUGUACUGCUCUUGUUUGAAUGCCUUUUUCAUCUGGCCAUAUGUAGGUGGAUUCAACUUGUGGGCGAUGGUCCGUCUCAUGUUACCUGGCAUCUGGCUCGUGAUGGAACCAUCGAUGGGUACAUUGUUUGCCUUCCUCUUUUCCAUAAAUAUCAUUGGCUUUCUCUUCAUGACCGUCCUUAUGUACUACUAUACGGGACUGCUGGUGACAAACACAACCACUCGUGAAAUUAACGAUCAGAAAGGACAGAAAUAUGAUUAUGGCAGAGAGCAGAACAUUAAGGUGACUUUAGGAGAGCGGUGGUACUUGACAUGGGUGUUCCCUACACUCUCCUCCCCUUUGCCAUAUGAUGGCCUGGAAUGGUUUGUGGAGAGUGAAGAGAAAAGUGUACGGCCCAAGACCAAAUAAGUUGUCGUCGGUGUUAGUGAUUGUUCCUGCCACUCAAGUUAAUGCCAUUUUUUCAGACCAAAGGCAACUGUGGUUGGCAGGAGGUACAAAAUACCUAUUAAGUUUCACUCAUAUUUCUACAUGGUAAUUAGAUACUCUUUCACAUUAGAUACGCUUGAUUUGUAACUCGUAAAUAUGUAAUUAUAUAUUUUGUGCAAUACACUUGUCAGCAUCUUCAGUAGGCAAUGUUGGGGCUUAGGGAAUGAUAUAAGGGAUUGAUACCUGGUUGAUACCUGGUUGAUGUUCUUCUACUCCCCAAGCCCGGCCCGGGGCCAGACUUGACUUGUGAGUGUGUGGUCCACCAGGCUGUUGCUUGGAGAGGCCCGCAGGCCCACAUACCCACCACAGCCCGGUUGGUCCGGCACUCCUUGAAGGAAACAAUCUAGUUUCUAGGAUUGUAGUUUGUGUAUUGGCCAAUAAGUAAUGUUUUAGUUUCUAUUGGCAAUAAUGAGCCAGGUUUCCAUUGUUACAUAAAAAUUACACAAUGACAUGUAAUUUUUCUAUGUUGAAAAUUAUGUUGACAAGUAGCAAAAGGAUUGACAUUGCAUGACAAAAAGAAAGUUUGUGUUGGAAUAAUGUUGUUGCAUUAUUUUUGUCUUCUGAUAUCCUGUAUAUGGUUCACUGUCCAAUCAAUAACACUCUUUUAUCUCUAAAUAAUUGUUACAUAUUGCAAGUUUUGCAUCUAGUCACCAAAUAAAUGGCUGUUAUUUAAUAAAUUAGAUACUGUAUAUGUUACAUAGAAUUUUCACAAUGUAUCUAAACAUCCUUAGGAAAUUUUGUCAAGUCAAGAUUGGCGAAACAUUUAAACAUAGAACUAAGGAUGAGAUUCUGUUGUUAUCGUUUUGGUGUUGAAGAUAGUGAUUGAAGAAAUGAUUCAUGAUAAGCUGCUAAAACUAAUGUGUGUGUCUUAUGUGUUGGGGGGGGGGGGCAUAAUGUGUGCAGCUUGUAUAUUGAAUAAAUAAUCUGUUAUUGAAUGAGUACCACUUUCAGACCAACAGACCAACAUACCAACAUGCUGGAUUUCACUGAUACUGUACAGUACAGUGUUGAAUGACAGAAUAUCAAGAGCAAGAUUUCAUUACUGUAUAGGUGUGUGCUGUACUGGGAAUGUCAAACAAUAUAACAGUGUAUUGUACUACAAAUGUUAAGCAAUGGUACGAUACAUGACAGACAGUAUAGUGGGAAACUGUACUGGGAAUGUCAAGCACAGGUAUAGUAUUGUGGUGUAAUGUUGAGGUGUACUGAUGUAUCAGUAUUGAUGGUACACUGCAUUGGCCUAUUUUUGCAGUACACUAUCAAUACAAUUUCAGGCAGUAUUUUAAAUAAAUAAUAAUAAAAUAAAUGUUUAUUCAGGUAAAGUACAUACAUACAAGAGGUUUUACAAAAUUUGAUAGAUUUAUAGAUAGAGCUAGUACAUACAAUGCCUAAAGCUACUAUUACACAAAGCGUUUCGGGCAGAUACUACAUACAUUUUGAUACUACACAGGUGGGUACAGGAGCAGAUAACUUCUGACUUUUGUCUUCUGUCAGCAGACUUGGAACUCUCCAUCCCAGAGGUUAUCUUACCAGUUUUCUCUGGAACACAAUCUGCAAAUUGGCUUACAACCAGAUCCCCAGUUACUGGUUGGUGAACAUCAGUGAACUGUCAGCUUUCCCUUUCGAGAGGGAUGAACUGUGAGGAAAGACUGAAGGAAUUAAACAUCUCAUAACUGGAAUACAGAAAAGUUGGGGGAAAUGUAAUUACAAAAUAUACAAAUCCCAGAGAAAUUGAAAGGUCAGACAAGGACAUUAUUUUGAAUGGAUGGUACAUGAACAAGGGUACAUAAAUGGAAACUAAAGUACACAAAUUAGAAAAACACACACUAUAAGUUUUCAUUGUCAUGGGAACAAUUUUAAAUAAUGUAAAAUGAAGUGGUGGAGGCAGACUCUACAUUAGCUUCAAAUGUAGAUACAAUAGAGCUUGUUAGACACGGGAACCUGUACUGUACAUUUGUUGGUUGAAGGUUAAGAGGAAAACCGAGGAGCUGAAGCUUGAUCCAAGGAAGCACAAUUAGAUGAGUAUCAUAUAGGACUCAACCUGAAUGCCUCAGGGAAGAUAAUCCUGAAGGGGCAGGAGCACUGCAAGCUAGCUACCAGGAAAGAUAACCCUGGCCAGAAGAUAUGGAAUGAGCUGUCAAAACGGCACAUGCAAGGUUGGCGGCGCACAACACACUUGUGAAACAAAACACGGAACAAUAUCAGAAAAUGGCCUUGAAUAUAACUAAAAUAUUCCAGAGGUGGCCAACAGCACUUAACUGAAAAUUAAUCAAGGAUUUCACAGAGCAAUGUGUCCUCUGGUCACAGCACCUGGCUUUUGAAAGCUGGCUGGCUGGCUGGUCCAGACCCUGGGCUGCAUGUGCUGCCAACUGGUGGCAGGCAAGUGCAUUUAAGCAGUGAUUUAGUCAUAUGCGUGUUUGCCUUGUUAUCAUCAGUUACAAAUUUUUCCCAGCAGUUGCUUGUUUUGGAGCUGCUAUUUCCUUUCUGGUGGUAUUUUCUUGGUGUGCUCUGAUCCUCAAGCUCCUCAUUGAAUCUUUAAGGAGGCUAGAUAUUAGUCGUGUUGUGUGUGGCUAUUGUAUGUUCACAAAGGUUGGGCCAUUACCAAGUUGUAACUUCAGAGAGCGAUUGAGUGGCCAACCAGAAAGAGGAGGCAUUUCAUUACGUUAAACAAUUAAACACUGGAGUUUUAUUUGAGUGUUACUAAUCAGUCACCUCUGCUGGGGAGCCCAAUUAAAACAGUUUCAUUUAGUGGACUCAACAGAAAGUUAUGUUAUGAAUAUUACUCUAAGUUCCGAUAACUUUUAAUGUCUAAAAAUCGAUUAAGUAUUGUUAUAGGAGUACCAGUCCAUUCUAUAGAAUUUGAGUAUCCAAAUCAGUAAAAAUAUAAAAUAUUGGUAUCAGUACACCCAUAAUGCACCAUACUGAGACUGUCAAGCUGGGUAGAGUAUUCUGUAUUCUGUACUGUGAAAGUCAAUCAGAGAUACAGUAGUUGACUGUAUUUUGUAAAGUGGUGUACAGGGUAUUGUUCUAAGAAUAAAGAGCUGUAAAGCUCUCAAUUUUCAUUGAGUAAUUAAAAUUUGGAUUGUGUGUGUGAGCUGCUUACUUUGUGAUGUUCAUGCCUUUGAAAUGUCAAACUUCCUUCGGCCAAGGAGGUGCCAUUUCUGAUGCUGUAAUAGGAUUUAAUCUUCUUAUGAUUACAUUCCCAUAAAUUUUUGACUCCCAAAGAACUUUGACUAAACAGGUAGAAAGCAUUUAUAGUUGUAUACUGUAUUGGUAAAAAAUAACGGAACCGUUUUAUGAGUAUCAAAUAUACAAGUUCAGUGUUUUUAUACCUGAAAUGGUUCAGUGUUUAACAUUAUUAAAUUUACAAAGGCAGUGCAUAAAUUAGACGAAUAUAGUGUUUGAAAUCACUUUGUAUUAAACACAAUAUAAAUACUGUACUGAAGUGUUAAGAUUUUAAUAGAUUAUAUGUUGUUUAGCCCACAUACAUUUAGACUAGUCAUUGUUGCCAAUUUAUAAUUAUUGCAGUUUGUAAAUAAACAUAAAGUGUAGACUUACACUAAUGUAACA